Messenger RNA from Paramuricea clavata, 2444 nucleotides. The record is from the annotation of a GenBank genome assembly. NCBI's taxonomy places the organism in Eukaryota, Metazoa, Cnidaria, Anthozoa, Malacalcyonacea, Plexauridae.
AUGCACGAGUCGAUGAUGGCGGUGAAUGGCCACAAUUUAGAAAAUAACACAUGUUCAAAUAUUGAAGAAGAUGAAGAAUUAGUCUUGAACAAAGUGCGUAAAAAACUUUAUGCGGGAUGUCAAGAUUGUCCUCUAAAUGGUUCUGUUGAAUUAAUACCGCAGUUUGAGGAUUUUGGACCGAGGCUCAUAAGAAUUCGCAUGAAUGAUCAAAUUCGUGAACUUCAGACCGUUCUACGUGACCCGUGAGUAACUUAAUCUAGACUGGGUCACAUUAUGAUCUUUUUUAUCACUGAUUUGCUAAUAAGUGUGCUUGUGUAUCAUUUAAUUCAUAUUUAUUUGAUAUCAUGAUAAUCUAGUUAUAUAAAAACAUGUCCUAUAUGAUGGCAUUUGGCAACAUUCCAUAAAUUAAGUAAAAUAAAUAAAGUAAUAAAGUAGGGUGCAAAUACAGCUUAUAGGCUGUUUCCAUUCCAACCAUAUUGUAGCAUAGUAUUUUCUUUUGUGUCAAUGUUGUUCGAUGGCAGUGCUCAACGAACAAAAGAAUAUGCUAUGCUUCAACAUGAUAAGCUUGAAGUGGAAAACGUUAACAAGGUACAUUGUCAGAUUCUACCAAUGUGUUCUGUUAACCCAUUAAUCUGCAAUGUACCCUACUUUAUUAUUUUACUCUGUCUAACACCAAACGAUAUUACUUACAUCAAGGAGAGAGUCUUGCACAUUAAUGGAUUAACUUUAUUUGUUUUUUAUAGAAAAACUGGCAGAGGUGAUUUUGUGUUUUAUGCUGAUCGACUGGUAAUUACUGAGCUUUAUUUAAUCAAACUGAAAAACUGCUUUCUUACACAGAAAUGAUAAUUCUUGGUGCUGUAAAUAUUUCAUGUAGAUUCGAUUGGUAGUUGAAGAAGGUCUAAAUCAACUCCCAUAUGAAGAAAUUACAGUAACAACUCCAACAGGUUAAAUGAAAACGUUGAUCUUGAAAUCCACUUGUUUGUGUCUACAAGAUGGCAUGUGAAUUGCAUGAGAUACUAAAUUGUAAUAUAUAACACUAUUUGAACAGGAGGGACAUAUCAUGGCCUAAAAUUUAAGAAAGGAAACUGUGGAGUCAGCAUCAUGAGAAGUGGUAUUAUGAUGGUUUACUGUUUAUAUAUACAGCUAAUUCAAAAAAGAUUGUCCUUUGCAAACCGUAAACUCUAAAUCUUAAACUCUAAGCGCACAAAGCAUAAUGGGAGUAACAUUUAAUCAGUUUAGAAAUCAUAUAUGGGGCCCAUUUCUUAGAGACAUGGUAAAUAUCUCCUUACAGAACAAUUCAUUCACAAAUAGUUGCAAUAUUCAACUACUAAGCUUGAAACUUAUGCUCCCAUUAAGCUUUGAGCGCUUAGAGUUUAAGGUUUAGAGUUUAAGGUUUGCAAAACAACCUUUUUUGAAUUGGCUGUAUAUACAAGUUAUCUGUAUUUGCAAAGCCAGGGUUGUAUUGGUAGCAUCUAUAGGUGCUCCUUAUCACAGGCUGAUACUUUACGACUUGCUGUAUGUUAAUCCCUGACCAAAUGAGGAUGAGAGUGCAUGAGAGUUGACAGUCACACGACCUUGGUUAGCUGUUCUUAAUGCUUUCCCAACACUAUCAUGUAUUUUAUUUAAGUUGAAACAUAGUUGGAACACUCAUUGACCUUAAUCUAGAGCUUGAAAUAUGUCCUCUGUAACAAUGUGUAAUUGCCAACUCUCAUUUGAAUGACCUUGUAGGAGAAGCGAUGGAGAAAGGUCUACGAGACUGCUGUCGUUCUAUUCGUAUUGGAAAGAUUUUAAUCCAAUCUGAGACAGCUUUAUCAAAACCACAGGUGAGGCAUGUUUCUGGUUUAAAAACCUCCAAAUGCAUGCUUUUCAUGGAAAACACAACCCAAAGAGCCAACUCGAAACCUAGCUGCCAAUAGAUAUCAGUCUUGAUGUAUUUGUUUCUUACAUAGGUAUACUAUGCCAAAUUCCCAUUUGAUGUUGAAAAAAGACAAAUUUUACUCAUGUAUCCACUUUUAAGUAAGUAAAGUGCAGUUCUUGAUUGCAACUUAUUGCUUGUAUACAAAGAAGUUGAAAUUGAUGUCUCUAAAUCUCGUGCUCUGAUAAUAAUAUGUCUAUUGUAAUUUUGUUCCAAGAUACGGGUGCAACUAUUAUUGAAGCUGUCAAAGUCCUUGAGGAACACGGUGUGCAAGAAGAAAAUAUUAUAUUUCUUAAUCUUUUUGCCACGCCUCACGGUAAGUAGUUGUUAAAGGUAAUAACAUAUGAAUUAUGUAGAUAAUCCAUUGGAUGAUUGAGCCAUUUAUUUCCAGCAUUUAUCAGACAAACUAUCCUUCCUUGCAGGUGUAAGGAAUAUUUUAAAUCAAUUUAAACAGUUGAGAAUUUUAACCUCUGAAGUCAGUCAGGAUAUAAUCUUGAACUUUGGACGGAAAUAUUUUGGAACAGAGUGA